Nannizzia gypsea CBS 118893 is the source of this 2475-nucleotide messenger RNA. RefSeq lists its product as hypothetical. Bases 1 to 2475 code for a protein of 824 amino acids. Gene Ontology annotation, molecular function: double-stranded DNA binding. Gene Ontology annotation, cellular component: SMC loading complex; chromatin. The transcript has 5 exons. The record is from RefSeq and is a predicted model, not a curated record. Lineage: Eukaryota; Fungi; Ascomycota; Eurotiomycetes; Onygenales; Arthrodermataceae. Gene Ontology annotation, biological process: maintenance of mitotic sister chromatid cohesion; mitotic sister chromatid cohesion.
AUGGCUUAUAGGCAGAAUGGCCAAUAUCCGCCGUCCCAAUCACCGCGGCAGCCAUAUCCGCCAGCAACGCCUCCGCAGCAAUCCUACCAUCAUUCUCCGCAGUUCUACCCACAGGUUGUAAUUCCAGCAUACCCUCCUCACUUAGCACAAAGUCCGCUACUACAACCCCCUUUACGGCCGCAUGAUUUCACGACCCCCGCUAUCUCGCAGCAAAUUCCUCCCCAUUAUUCCGCUCCACCGCACACGGGCUUCCAAUAUGGAGGGGUUUCCGGUGCCCCAGGCUCGCCAUUUGCGGUACCAAAUCGACACCCCGACUCAUACGUCUCUCCACAUUCACUAUACCCAGUGACGCUACCGCCCCAUUCCCAGACUCAAGUCCCUCCUCGACCUCUUCAGCCAGUACCUCAACGACAAGUUCCACAGCCAAUUUCUCCUCAAGUACAGAGUUUACCACAGACCCAAAGAUACUCGCAGUUUCCUACACAAGCAAGCCCAACAAUACGGAAUAAUCAUCAUAUACCAAAAGGGACCAGGACACCAACUGCCCAACCUCAAGCUCGGCCAUCACCACAGAUGAUGGGGUCAAAAUUGUCACAACAGCAGAAGCACGGAGGACAUGAUAAUACCAAGCCAUCUGUGGACUACCAGGUUUUGCUUCUGGCUCUCGCUGAUGAGUAUCUUGAUGCUGCCCAUAGCCAAGCUACUUUAAUCGCAGUUUCCCAGGAUGCGCAAGAGAUGGAACAAUAUUACAAACUGAUCGCCUCAGGUUUGAGAUGUAUGGAGGCACUGCUGAAGAUUGAUCUAUGUGAACGGAAUAGGAUGUUUGAUCUCAAAUAUGGAAUGCAGCAAUUACUGUGCCGAAUAGUGUCCAAAUCCAACCCAAGAGCCGCAAUGAAGACAGUUGACGGUGUGAUUCAUGACAUAGAAACGUAUCGACAUACUGGCUGGGAGUAUGCAUUUCGUCUACUAAGGGCAUCAAUAUCACUCUCACCACCACCACACCAGGAUUUGGUGGGUGCAUUGCAUAACCUUCAAAAAAUAUCGUCGUUGGCGGCAUCGUGCGGCGAUAAAGCAGUUUCGGUUAUUGCCGCCGUUCUUGAGGCAUUGAUCCAUCUUCAGCAGUCCACAAAUGCAGAUUCCAUUGAGCACGCACAGCGAGCAAUUGCUACAGCCCGAAGUCGCCAGCUGGAUCCUGAAAUCCGUGGUAUACCCCAACUUAACUCUGUCAUCCAAAUGGUAGAUAUAUGUUGCAGCAUCCUUGAGUACGAUACAAAUCAAUCUAGCCAAAAACUCAAGGAAAUGCAGAGAUCAAUGGACCAGGACAUUCAUAAUCCAAAGUGGAAAGACGACGGAUCGUUCGCUCUCCCCCUGACCACUGGGACUCUGAAAUCAACCUCGUCUCGAGAGCCUCAAAAUGACGGCCAUAUAUUUGAAUUAACAAUGAACUGGCUUCCUGAGCAUGACCUCUAUGCACUUUGCUAUUUCCUAAGCUCCGUCACCUUGAGCGCAAAGAAUUCGCAGGACGGUCAUAAGGCGGAGAAAUAUCUUGAGGAAGGUUUGGGCAUGAUGAAGGCUGGUCUAUCAUCACCCCAGGGAAUCUCCGAGUCGUUAGUUGCUUCCUCUUCUCGAAUUUGCUGGAGGAGACGCCUUUACUGCAACAUGCUCCUCCAGCAGGUGUUUCUCUUUUGCUCUCGAUCCGAGUGGCGAAUGGCAAAUAAGACGCUUAAAGAAGUUAGGAGUACGCUGGCCGAACUCGGAGACUCGGUAAGCGAUGAUAUUAUAUGUCUGGCUGAAUAUGCACGCGGUAUUAUAUACCAAGCAAUCGGCGACAUUGAAGCAGCAAUGGGCACUCUCCGGCAGCCCAUAUUCUCUCUGUCGCGGGCCACCAACAAAGUUCCACGAAGCAAUCCACAUCGUGAUAUCAUAAUCUUAGCGAACUUGAAUCUCGUACUCCUUUUGAGGGAUCCUUCAAAAACAGAUCACUCGCUUGCCUCGGAAACGCUGAGCAUUGUCGGUCCGCAUUGUCAAAGCAGCCCAAACAAGUAUAUCCGGGCAGCGCAUUCUCUUAUAAGUGCCACCGUGCAUACGGAAUCUACAAUCCAGACGAAACGUGAUCUUCACCAGGCACUGCAAGCCGCGACGGCAAUCCAAAACAGUCAAAUAACCUGCGUCGCCCUAACAUUCAUGAGCUGGAAGUAUUUCCGGGGCGUGAUUGGCGAACAAUCUGAGAAGAGCGCUAUGGCUGCUAGAGCCAUGGCAAGAAAGGCAGAUGAUAAGUUAUGGAUGAGCGUUACGGAUGAUCUGUUAGCUGAAACGCUGGAUCGACAAGGAAAAUCUGCAGAGGCCCAGGCAUUGAGGGCCAAGGCAGAUAGAAAGCUGGAGGCGUUACCGCCGGCGUUGAAAAUGAACAGGCCCGAUGGGAACGGGAAUGGAAAUACAAACACCAAUGGUGGUGCGUCGAAGAAAUAUGUCUAG